This is a messenger RNA of Rosa rugosa (rugosa rose), 890 nucleotides long. RefSeq lists its product as uncharacterized. The coding region runs from base 179 to 490 and encodes 103 amino acids. The record is from RefSeq and is a predicted model, not a curated record. NCBI's taxonomy places the organism in Eukaryota, Viridiplantae, Streptophyta, Magnoliopsida, Rosales, Rosaceae. The transcript is spliced from 3 exons.
CUUUGCUUAUAUAAAAUCCUACUUUUUGUUGUCUUCAAAGUUUCGGAAAGAAAAAUAAACGAAGACGAUAUAGAGAGCAAGGAGCGUGCAAGUGAUAACAUAGCAGCCAUGGAUCUACAAGCUUGAACAGCAAGCAAGAGAAUGAAGAAGAAGGAGAACUUACAGAGAGAGAAAGCCAAUGGAAACUAUCUCAUUCAAUUAUGAAAGUGAGCGUCAAAAACCAAUUAUUACAACUCUUGGUCUAUUUACAAUCAUGGUAUCAGAGCUUCGGCUCUUGAUCCUGUGGACGAUUUCGUACUGUAGAUGUGUUCGUCUACCUUUAGCUUCCGCAAUUAAGCUUCGUUGUUCUUCGUCAGAGCUUCGGCUCUUGAUCCUGUGGACGAUUUCGUACUGUAGAUGUGUUCGUCUACCUUUAGCUUCCGCAAUUAAGCUUCGUUGUUCUUCGUCAGGACAAGGCAUCAAAAGCACUGCUAUACAGAGGAAAAAGUAAUGGGGAAGGUCUCUUCUUGUUCAAAACUCCAAAGUUUCUACCUCCAUGUCAUACCAUUCCUACUGCCUAUGUUGGUGGUGCUGUGAAAUCUUCACUCUGGCAUCAUAGACUUGGCCAUCCAACUUCUCAUGUUGCUGCAAAAAUGUUGUCUUUGUCUCAGGUUAAGUUUAGCAAUGAUAAGUCCUUUCAUGUCUGUCCUUGUCUUAGUGGUAAAAUGCAUAAAUGACCAUUCUCUGAGUCUGUAUCCAAGUCACUAGUUCCAUUCCAGAAAGUACAUUAAGAUUUGUGGGGACCUGCUCCAUGUUUGUCACUUGAGGGUUUCAAAUACUUUGUAACCUUCAUUGAUGAUUGUACUAAAUUUGUGUGGCUUUAUCCACUCAUUAAUAAAUCUGACACUCUU